This is a messenger RNA of Ictalurus punctatus (channel catfish), 739 nucleotides long. Its product is annotated as lactose-binding lectin l-2. The transcript is spliced from 8 exons. Gene Ontology annotation, molecular function: signaling receptor activity. Lineage: Eukaryota; Metazoa; Chordata; Actinopteri; Siluriformes; Ictaluridae. The record is from RefSeq and is a predicted model, not a curated record. Bases 46 to 591 code for a protein of 181 amino acids.
AAGCAAGAAGAGUCUCCUGAUUUGAGUGCAUGAAAAACUAGAGUUAUGGCUCGUCAGACUGAAGUGGUUUUGCUUCUUAUUCUCGCCAUUGCAGCAGCAGCUUCUGCUGAUGUGGAGAAUCCUCUUUCAGAGGGUUAUUUUGACCAGCUUGUACAAGAAGCCAUAAAGCAAAAUGCAAAGGGGACAUGCCCCGGAUGCUGUCCAUUGGGCUGGGUGAAAUAUAAUGGAUAUUGCUACAGUUAUCACAGCUCAAACAUGGACUGGGCUUCUGCUGAGAAACACUGUCUGAAAUUCAACGCAAACUUGAUGUCAGUGCACAGUCAGAACGACUAUCUGAUGGCCAAGGCCCUUAUCCGUGCAUUUGACCCCGUGGAGCCCCCAACUUGGCUUGGCCUGUCUAACUGUCAGAAGAAGAAUGAGUGGUUUUGGUCUGAUGGCACCAAAUUGAUUUUCACCAAGUGGAAUCCAAAUGAGCCAAAUUUUGAGAAAGGAGAGUGCUGUGUGCAUAUGAACUGGGACACGCAGCGGGACUGGAAUGACAUUCCAUGUGAUCAGAGGUUUCCUUUUCUGUGUGCCAAGAAAUUUAACUGAAACUCUGACCUCAUCUGUAAUGUGAUGUAAAAAAAAUACAUUUCCUUGUCCUAAGAUGGCACAAAUACAUUUGUGAAAACACACUGUAAAAUCUUAAGAAAAUUUGAACAAUACGGAUAAUAAAAAAUAAAUAAUAAUUCAAAUAAGA